CGCAUGCGCAUCCAUGUGACAGCGGCCGGUUGUAUUUAGUCAGAGACAGCCGUGGCACCGAUCAGAGGCCGAUUCAUCACCUUGUCUUCAUCUACAGCAGCUUUCUGCACAGAUUUCUGGACGUUGACUAAGUUAUUCUGGGACUGCCAAGGUCAGUCAAGAUAAACAGGCAAAGAAAACCAAAACAUUUUGAUGACAAAGCAGACUGAUAGGAGAUGUGUGCUGCUGUGUAUGUCCUGUCAACGGUAACGGGCUAUGUGCUCACCUCUGCCCUGCUGCUGAAAUGCCCAAAUCUUUUGCACCGGAGGAAGCGAGAGACUUUCCUCAGCAGACACAUCUCCCACCGCGGAGGGGCAGGCGAAAACCUGGAAAACACCAUGGCAGCUUUCAAGCACGCUGUGGAUCUCGGCACAGACAUGCUGGAGCUGGACUGCCACCUGACAAAAGACGAACAGGUAGUGGUUUCACAUGAUGCCAACUUAAGGAGGGCCACUGGCAUCAAUGCCCAAAUCUCCGAUAUGGCCUACGCUGAGCUGCCUCCAUAUCUCUGCAAGCUGGGUGUAACUUUCCAGAGGGAGUGUUUCUGCGAAGGAGGAGAGGACAGACGUAUCCCUCUCCUCAGGGAUGUUUUUGAUGCCUUUCCUAAUACCCCUGUCAACAUUGACAUCAAGGUCAACAAUGACACACUCAUUAAGAAGGUCUCUGAACUGGUUGUUAAGUAUGACAGAGAGCAUCUGACAGUGUGGGGCAACGCCAGCAAUCAGAUUGUCAAGAAGUGUUACAAAGAGAACCCCAGAAUUCCAGUGUUGUUCAGUUUUCCCAGAGUAUUGCAGCUGUUGGGUCUCUUCUACACUGGCCUUCUGCCCUUUGUUCCCCUCAAGGAGCAGUUUCUAGAGAUCCCCAUGCCCUCCAUUAUCACAAAACUAAAGGAUCCUGACAGAUUAACAAGGAGUCAGCGGUUCAUCACCUGGCUGGCAGACACUUUGCUGAUGAGGAAAGCUCUAUUUCAGCAUCUUACUGCCCGGGGCAUACAGGUGUACAUUUGGGUGCUGAAUGACGAGGACGACUUCCAGAGGGCAUUUGACUUGGGAGCCACAGGAGUUAUGACAGAUUUUCCCACCAGGCUUAAAGAUUUCAUGGACAAGAAUGGCAUGUCUAAGCUCCAGUGACCUGCCAAAAUCUACCUCACUGCAACACCCCACACAAACACGCACACACACUAGUGAUUAUCCUUCAACCUGACUGACCUGCCAGCCCAGACCCCCCCCCCCCACAACACGCACCCACUUUUACUGCACGCAUUCCAGCAGGCUACUACCCUCACACUGUGUUUUACAGCCAGUUUUACUGCACUGGUAACACACACUUUUGUAUUUUCAUUCACAUAAAAUACACUUAAAGGUCAGAUACUGUACCUGCUACAUAUUAUUGUCUCCUUUGAGUAGUGGUCUUUGCAGAUUCUUUGUUCCCUCGCUGCACAC
This is a messenger RNA of Lates calcarifer (barramundi perch), 1481 nucleotides long. Its product is annotated as lysophospholipase D GDPD1. Gene Ontology annotation, biological process: glycerophospholipid catabolic process; N-acylethanolamine metabolic process. NCBI's taxonomy places the organism in Eukaryota, Metazoa, Chordata, Actinopteri, Centropomidae. The transcript has 11 exons. Gene Ontology annotation, cellular component: endoplasmic reticulum membrane. The record is from RefSeq and is a predicted model, not a curated record. Gene Ontology annotation, molecular function: phosphoric diester hydrolase activity; phosphatidylcholine lysophospholipase A1 activity. Bases 216 to 1169 code for a protein of 317 amino acids.